This is a messenger RNA of Drosophila biarmipes, 627 nucleotides long. Its product is annotated as glutaminyl-peptide cyclotransferase-like. The record is from RefSeq and is a predicted model, not a curated record. The transcript has a single exon. NCBI's taxonomy places the organism in Eukaryota, Metazoa, Arthropoda, Insecta, Diptera, Drosophilidae. The annotation marks the transcript as partial. Gene Ontology annotation, molecular function: glutaminyl-peptide cyclotransferase activity; zinc ion binding.
ACAUGGUCAGCUGCCGGUGAGUCGUGGUUCUCUUUCAGCACCGCUUCUCGCAGAGCCUUCGGGACGCACAUCCUCCUCGUCCCGCCCUGCAAACCACAAGCUCCAUCGGGCAACACUGGAUCCCAGUGGCGCGACGAUGAGGUCCCCUUCAACCGCACCCUGGACUCAAUUUUGGUGCCACGCGUCGUCGGCAGUCGGGGACAUCAACAGGUGCGCGAGUACCUGGUCCAAUCGCUGAGCGGCCUUGGCUUCCAGACGGAAGUGGAUGAGUUCAGGCAGCGAGUUCCAGUUCUCGGAGAGCUUACGUUCGCCAAUGUUGUGGGUACCAUCAAUCCCCAGGCCCACAACUUCCUGGCUCUGGCCUGCCACUACGACAGCAAGUACUUCCCCAACGACCCGGGAAUUGUGGGGGCCAUCGACUCCGCGGUGACCUGUGCCAUUCUGCUGAACACCGCCAAGACCCUGAGUGGGUAUUUGCAGAAAGAGUUUCUCAAUCGUAGCGACGUGGGACUUAUGCUCAUAUUCUUCGAUGGCGAGGAGGCCUUUAAGGAAUGGACCAGUGCUGAUUCCGUUUACUGCUCAAAGCAUCUGGCAUCGAAGCUGGCUAAGACGCGCAGUGGCUCUUAG